AUAAACCUAAAGAUAGCUAGAUGAAAUUCACUUUGAUUUUCAUUUCUAACUCUUUUCCAAAAAGCCAAUUUUCAAAGCAGGUUUUCUUGCUUUAUUUUGCCAUUUUUCCAGGAAGAGUUGAGAUACUGGUUUUAAGGGAUAUACUUCCAUUAAUCUUUGCUACUUCUCAUGUUCCACCCAUUAUAUGUGAACUAUGUGUAUCAUCAGAAGACAGAAAACAAAGAGCUGGUCUUCCCAAGAACAAAGUGUGGAUCAAAUUGAUUUUAAAAUUGCUCUGUGCCGUGCAAGCUAUGAAGUUCUAGAGGAAUACAGUCAGCUUCUUGGAAAAGCAUGUGUAAAAUAAUAUUUUGAAUCCAUUGUUUUUUGGUUUUUCACACAAUGACAAGUGUGGCAUUAUAAUUUAAGUGGAAGGCUUUUAUUGCAAAUUUAGCUUAAUAGAGCUAGAUUAACAAUAUAUGAAAUUAAACAAUUUAAGAAAGUGAAACCCUAGUGGUUCAGACAAAGAUCAUGGUUGGGACUAGCUGGCCACAGAUGAAGCCUCAGACCAGAAACAUGGUGGUGCGAAUGGAUCCAGACACAUUCUUCUACAACUUUUAUAAUAGACCCAUCCUUUUGCAUUGGAACACUGUCCGGCUGUGCUAUGAAGUGAAAAUGAAAACAAACGACUGCUCGAGGCCGCCUUUGGUUGCAAAGAUCUUGCAAGGCCAGGUCUAUUCGAUGCCUCAACACAACCCAGAGAUGAGAUUUCUCCAUUGGUUCCGAAAGUGGAAGCUGCAUAGUGACCAGGAGUACGAGGUCACCUGGUUUGUGUCCUGGAGCCCCUGCCCAGUGUGUGCAAGGAAUGUAGCUGAGUUCCUGGCCGAGGACAGGAAGGUCACCCUGACCAUCUUCGUGGCCCGCCUCUAUUACUUCUGGGACCUACAUUACCAGGAAGAGCUUCACAGACUGUGUCAGAGAAGAGACAGUCCGCAUGCCACCAUGAAGAUCAUGAGUUAUGGUGAAUUUCAACACUGUUGGGACAAGUUCAUGGACAACCAAAGAUUGUACAAGCCUUGGAAUAAGCUGACUAAACAUUAUACAGUGCUGCGCAUUAUACUGGGGGAGGUUCUCGGACACCUGAUGGAUCCAGUCACAUUCACUUACAACUUUACCAAUGACCCUUCGGUCUUUGGACAGCACCAGACCUACCUGUGUUAUGAGGUGGAGCACCUGCACAAUGGCACCUGGGUCCUGCUGCACCAGCACAGGGGCUUCAUACUCAACCAGGCUUCAAAUAAUCCAGGUUUCCCUGAAGGCCGCCAUGCAGAGCUGUGCCUCCUGGACCUGAUUUCCUUUUGGAAGCUGGACCUGGCCCAGUACUACACAGUCACCUGCUUCAUCUCCUGGAGCCCCUGCUUCAGCUGUGCUGAGAAGGUGGCUGAAUUCCUUCAAGAGAACCCACACGUGAACCUGCACAUCUUUGCUGCCCACAUCUAUGGCUAUCAACAAGGAUAUAUAAAGGGCCUGUGCAGGCUGAACAGAGCUGGGGCCCCAAUUUCUAUGAUGAAAUAUAGUGAGUUUAGUUACUGCUGGGACACCUUUGUGGAUCACCAGGAACACCCCUUCCAGCCCUGGGAGGGACUAGAUGAGUACACCCAAGCCCUGAGUGGGAAGCUGCAGGCCAUUCUCCAGGGAAACUGAUGGAUGAUCCUCAGUCUCUAAGGAAGGCAGAGACCUGGGUUGAGCAGUGGAAUAAAAGAUCUUCCUCCAAGAAAUGCAACCGGGCUGUUCACCACCAUCUCCAGGUGAUCAGACAGCAGCAAAGCAAAGCUUUUGACCAAGUAGAUUAUUUUGAAAAUUAGAGUGAAUUACCUUUAAUCAAAAAUUUAUGUGCUAUAGUAGUAAGACUGUGCUUAAUACAUUCAGAAAAGUUUCAAACCUACUAAUCCAGUGACAAUUUGAAUUGAGUUUAUAUGUAGAGGAAUACAAUGAAAUACUAAAUGUUUUCAUGUAUGUUUCCUUCUGUGAUUUUAUCAUGACUUGCAAGUGUUUACAUAAAUAUUAGCAAAUGUGAAAAAAAAAAUUUAUGUUUUGAAAAAAAAUUUUGUGUUCUGUCUGCAGAAGGUACUUAAAGUGGAGAGUUGCAUACAGAAAGAGCUAAUACAAACUAUUUCUGAUGAGCUGUAGAUACAUUUGCUAAAAAAAUUUAGUUAUUGCUAUAAUACGCUAAAUACAUGUUUAAUCUUUCUCUCAUAAUCUAAGUACUCUGGAUACAAAAAUGCUUAAGAAGUAGGUAUAUCAGAACUGUUUUCUUCUGGAAUCAAUGCAGUGCCAUUCUCAGUGGAUGAGGAGCUGAGAUUUGGGACACAGUGUUGUAAAUAGAGGAGGCCACACUGGCCUCUCUUCCUGUACUGUGGCCACACCCUGCUAUUAAUUAUCCAAGGAUAAACUAAAUUAUUUAAUUCUUCUGCUUUCUCUUAAAAUAAAAUCCAUACUCCUUGCUAUGGCCUAUACAGUCAUAUUUAGGAACCUAUCUAACCAAUGGCCGGGUACAGUAGCUCACGCCUGUAAUCCCAGCAAUUUGAGAGGCCGAGGCAGGCAGAUCACUGGAGGUCAGGAGUUGGAGACCAGCUUGGCCAAUGUGAUGAAACUCUGUCUCUACUAAAAAUAUAAAAAUUAGCAUGGGCGUGGUGGUGCACACUUGUAAUCCCAGCUACGUUGGAGGCCAAGGCAGGAAAAUCGCUUGAAUCUGGGAGGUAGACGUUUCAGUGAACCAAGAUCUCACCAUUGCACUCGAGCCUGGAUGACAGAGCUAGAUUCUGUCUCAAACAAAAAAACAAAAACUAGGCUGGGCACAGUGGCUCACAUCUGUAAUCCCAGCACUUUGGGAGGCCAAGGUGAGCAGAUCACCUGAGGUCAGGAGUUUGUUGCCAUCCUGGCCAACAUGGUGAAACCCCGUCUCUACUGAAAAUACAAAAAAUAUUACCUGGGCAUGGUGAUGUGCACAUGUAAUCUCAGCUAUUUGGGAGGCUGAGGUGGAAUCUUUUGAAUGUGAGAGGCAGAGGUUGCAGAUACUGCCACUGGACUCCAGCCUGUGUGAUAGAGUCAGAUUCCAUCUCAAAAAAAAAAACCUAACCAACCUGAUUUAACUCUUGCAACUCAUUCCUGCAUGCUAUAUCUCCUGUUUCCUCCAUCAAGAAUAUCCUUCUCCUUGAUAUAUCUUCAUAUGGCUGGAGCCUUCUCAUUAUGUGGCUCUUAGAGAAAGGUAUUACGCUUCAGAGAGGCCUGUUUCAACUAUCUUUCAUAAACUAUCCCUAUUCUACCACUAAUCAUCUUAUUUUUCUAAUAGCUCUUAUGGGAGUUUAUCAUUUAUUUGUUCUUCUAUUCCUCCUUCAUUCCUCUUUCCCUUUUUCUUCAUUUCUUUCCUUUUGCUUUGGUCUAUCUCCCUUGGGAAAAUGAAUAUUCCAUGAGAAAAUGGAUCUUAUCUGUCCUCCUUCAUUGAUGUAUCCCCAUUGCCUAGAAAGGCAAAAAUAAGAACUUUACAGUAAAGAAAAGAAAGCUGGCAGAUACCACCCGAAUCAAGUGAUCAAAGGGAGCCUGACAGUAAUGGGACAGAUCACUAUUAUGAGCUUGUUGAUAGGUUGCAAUGAGAAGAAAAAAAAAUCACAGAAGUAUCUAAUUACAAGGAAACAUCACACAAAGCUAAAUUUUACAAAAUAAUUGUCCUGUAAUAUUGAAGAGUGUCAGUAACAUAAAAGGUAAAGCUUGAGGAAUUGUUCAAGAUUAAAUGAGAUUAAAGAGACAUGUCAAGUAUACAUGAAGUACCUCAGAUUUGCUUUUGCUUUAAAGAACAUUACUGGGGCAACUGGAAAAAUACGAAUAGGGUGUUUACAUAAUAGUACUAUAUAAAUGUUCAUUUUCAGAUGUUUUACUGUGGUUAUAUAAGAAAAUUUCUCUGAUUUUAGGACAUACAGUAAAUUAUUUAGGGUUAAAUAAAUGUCAUGCCUGAAACUUACUGUCAAUGGGUUUAGGAAGAAAGUGUGUCUGUGUGUGUGUGUGUGUGUGUGUGUGUGUGUGUGUGUGUAGGCAGGACAUAGAAAUGAUAGAGAAAGUGUAGUAAAACGUUAAAAUUUGGAUAAUUUUGGGAAUUUAAGCAUGUAGUAAUUUUACUAUUCAAAUGCUGGUAUACCCUUAAUAUGCUUAAGAAAACACACGAUACAGUAUUAAUGUUUUACUUGUUUACAAGUUGAAUUGAUAUGAAUACCAAAGACUUUCAUUUUUCCUGUUGAAAUAAUUGUAGGUAAGAGUAGAGCUUAUGGGUUCCACUUUGAGAGUAACAUACAGGCUAAAUAUUUUCUAUACAGCUACUGAUUUAUUAAUAACCUCAACAGAAUUUUUUCCCACCUAACUUCCUUUGACGUAAAACAAUGUUCGCAGAAUUAAAGCAGUUUUUACAAAAGAAAUAAUGUUGAACGUAUAACCAAGACUUCGUCAAACCACUUUAAUUUCUAAAUAAUGAUGUUUUAUUUGUUUCUUGUACUUGGAAUUUUUACUCAGUAAAUUGCCAAACUCAAACCUUCAGUUGAAUGUCUUUUAAUUAAUAUGUGCUCAAAAAUGGCAUUUUUUUAUUUCAGAAAAUAUGUUGUUCUUCAAUUAUGUUUUUGAGGUUAUAAAAUAAAGGUGCAAAGCAGAAUUCAUAAUGAUUUUUAUUUGGCAUAAAAUUCUAAUAACAGGUGUUCCUUACAGAUUCCGAAUAGCUGAACUGUAAUAGGGGAACCAGAUUUAGUUUGUAAUGGGUUCAAUAUUGACCUUCCCUGCUGCACUACCUGUGUGCAUCAUGCUAACUUGAUAAAAUGGCCAGAAUCUGAGAAGCACCUUUGUUUAUGGGAUUGGAUACUUGCCAUAUCUUCAAAUAUAAUAACCAGCAUCCAACCAAAAAUUACUGAAGCAGAAGAGUGAAACAGAGUGCAUAAUAAGAGUGUGUUAGAGUCAUUUGAUGUGUUCUGAUUCUAAACUCAUUUGGCACCCUGUUCUCUGAUUAAAUCCGUGCUAGCCCCUUUUAUGACUAUUUUUAUAAGUAUAUUAUCUCAGCUCUACAUGGCUGAGUCAUUAUCAAACGCAAUAUAUGAAGCCAUGACACACACUCAAAGAAAAUGGAAGAGCUUUGGUAUUACAUGAAGAAUAAUACAAUGAAGUAGCUGUCCACAGUAAUAGAGCUACAGAGCAAAACCAGAGAUCCCAGUUUAAUUUACUAACUCAUGUUCGUCCAACAUAUCCCCUAUGAAAUAUAAUCAGAGUGAAUUGAGCCUUGUUUUUGUUGGGAGGGGCAUAAUAAAUAAAGGAUGAAACAGAAGUGAUGUUCAUAUUGUAAUGCCAAGUGAGUUAGCUCAAAAUUUAGAUUGAGAAAGGGAACUGACUACAAAAGCUUUGCAUUGGACAUUUACAUGACCCAGCAAGAAUUCUGAGCUCGGAGCUGCUUCUCCCAUAAACUUUUGAGAAUCAAAGACUAUUCGUGAUCACAAAAACUUAUAGUAGCUAGCUUUUUUAUUUUGACCCAAUAUCGCUCAUUGAAUGCAUUCUAAUGUCCCAUCAGUUUUGGAAAAGUAGUAAUGAAGCUUCUUUGAAUAGGGGCUUCCAGCCAACUUAAAUGGGACAAAUAUGGACAGCUACAUAAAGUACUGCGGUGAGUUUUUUUCAACUCAUUUUAUUCAAUGUGCUAGAAUUAUCGUGGCUGCUUCUUAAGGAGCUCAGAUUAGAACGGAACCAUCUCCAAAUUGCACCCUACUAAGUAGCACCAAGCCAAGUAAAAUGUUGCUACAUGAACCCAGAUCAUCAGAAACGCUGAAUCAGUUCCUGCCCAUUGUUUCUCAGCUUUCCCAAAUCCAUUUGGCUAUCUUCUGUAAGGACAAAGUGUCAAGGAAGCAAAAACAACUUUCAUGUCAUUCCCUGUGAGUCUGUCUCUUCAGGAAAUCUAUAAUCAACGCUUCUCUGGUACAGAUUAGGUGAUUUCAUACAGACUUAGCUUGUUCUCUCCUGGCUUAAGGACCUCCAACACUUUAUUUGCAAUCUCUGUUCUCUACCAUAUGCUAAUUAUCCAGAAAAUUGUGGUCAUUAGUUGUCUCCGGUUGGCUUACUACUUAUUAUACCUUGUUACCAGAUUACAAAUAUACACAGUCUUCAUGUUCAAGGAGAUUCUUUAUAGCCUCUCUUUUUGUUUCAAUUUAUUUUAUUUUAGAUUACAAAUAACUGUAUAUAUGGGGUGCAGUGUGAUCUUUUGAUGCAUGUAUACAUUGUUAGGUGAUUAAAUCAGGAUAAUUAGCAUAUCCACCUCAAAUAUUUAUUUGCAGUGAGAACAUCUUACAUCCUCUUUUAGCUAUCUUGAAAUAUACAAUGCAUUAUUAUUAACUAGAGUCACCAUGUUGUGCAAUAGAACACCAAAUCUCAUUCCUCCUAUUUAACUAAAACUUUGUACAUUUACCUGUUGCUGGAACUCUUGGCUUACCAAUUAUAUUAGUUUCCUAGGACUCUUGUAACAAAGUACCACAAACUGGGUGGCUUAAACAACAGAAAUUUAUUGUCUUACAUUUCUAGAUGUUAGAAGGCCAAAAUCCAAGGUGUUGGCAAGUUGGUUACUUCUGAAAGCUGUGAGUCACUGAUCCGUCCCAUUCUUGUACCUUCUUGUAGUUUGCCUGCAAUGUUUGGAAUUCUUUGGGUUACAGCUUGUUGCCUUCACAUGGUGUUCCUCCUGAGUACAUGUGUCUGUCUCCACAUUUCCCAUUUUUAUCAGAAUACCAGUCGUAAUGGAUUAGGGCACACCUUAGUGACCGUAUCUUAGCAAGUUACACCUGUAAUGACCUUAUUUUUAAAUAAGGUCACAUUCCGAAGUGCUAAAGAUUAGGACUUAAUGUGAAUUAUGAGAGACACAAUUUAAUGUGUAACACUCAUCAUCUUGUCACGGUGUCUUGAGGCCUCCUUUCUACCUUUUAAUAGUAUAUGGCAGAUACUAAUCAGUCAUUCCUUUUUAGUGUGUUUCUGUUUUUCACAGAUGUAUUUAAAUUACAUUUCUGUCUAUUCUACUCUACUUAUAUAGAUAGAGAAAUACUAUGUAUCUUCACUCCAGGGAGAUACUCACUUGACAAAAAUAUUAAUACAUGUAUAUGGGGCUAAGUUAAUGUAUGGUAUUACACAGAGUAUAAUAAUGAACAUUUCAAAUCAUAUUACCUUAGUUUUUUAUCAUCCUUAAAUAAAUCUUGUGAAGUUUUAAGUAUUACCAUCUUCAUCACUGAAGUUAUGAGAAGAUAAAUCACAUACCUAAAGAAAUCAAGGAAAGAUAGGAAAGAAUCACCGUAAGUCCAUUAUACCCCUCAAAUAACAUAACAACCAGUAUGAACUGAGAUAACUUUUAGACUGGGUAGUAGGAAUCACUGUUGCUACUACCUCCCUCAUUGUCACUGUUCUUGGUAGGUCUAGAUAUGUUUUAUACCAAUUAUCUGUUUUAAUUCUCUUAACCUUAAGAGACAACUAUUAGUUCAGUGCAAAAGUAAUUGUGUUUUUUGCCAUUACUUUUAAUAUUAUUCUCACCUUCAAAUAAGAAAAGUAAGACGUCAGUGUCACUUAGCAUUACCCACAUAUAAUCAAACACCAGUUUAUUUUAAUCCAAAGCUUAUCAGUGAAAGCUAAAUUUUAGGCAUACUAAUGAAUAUGAAUUUGGAGAGUAUGUGGUUUUGUAUACAAAGGAAGUUUUUUUUAAUGAAUGAAAAAAAAAAAAAACGGUAUAAUAUCAUCAAUCCAGAGUAAAGGAAGCCACUAGAGGUGGAGUAGGCAGAUUUUAGGGCUUCUGUGUUGACAGGAACAAUAUCUGACCAGAGGGACAGGGGCUAGACCUAACUGGGUGAGAAUAUGGAAUUUCAUAAAUGGACUGAUUCAAAGACCAUUGAGACUUAGGUAGAAAAUCUCCUUUUGAUCUACUUCUAACCUUUAUUAACAGUUAGUGAAAACUGAGCUUUAUAUCAAUGUGCACAUGAAAAAAGUGUUCAAUAUCAUUAGUUACAAGAAAAAUGAAGAGUGAAACCAUAUGGAAUGCCAAUAUGUAUCCACCAAAAUGGCUAAUAUGAAAGAGUUGACAGUAACAAAUACUGGCAAGUAUGUGGAGCAACUAGAACUCUCAUAUGUUAUGCGUCAGAGCCUAAAUUGGUACAAUUGCUUUAAAAAAAGGGUUUGACAGUUUUAUAAAAGCUAAAAUACAUCUUUUCUAUGACUCGGCCAUUAUGUUUAUUAUGUUUAUACACAAAGGAAUUUUUACAAAAGAAAUGAAAAUGUGUCUACAACAACCCUUAUAUUCAACUUUUUUUUUUUUUUUGAGACAGUCUCACUCUGUCACCCAUGCUAGAGUACAGUGGCACAAUCUCAGCUCACUGCAACCUCUGCCUUCCAGGUUCAGGAUGAUUCUCCUGCGUCAGCCUUCUAAGUAGCUUGAUUACAGACCCCUACCACCACACCCAGAUAACUUUUGUAUUUUUAGUAGACACAGGGUUUCAUCAUGUUAGCCAGGCUGGUCUUGAACUGCUGGCUUCAAGUGAUUCACCCAUCUUGACCUCCCAAAGUGCUGUAAUUACAAGUGUGAGCCGCCACACCCAGCCAGAAUGUUAAUAGCUUUAUUCAAAGUAGCAAAAAAUGGGAACAGCCUAGGUGUUCAUCAGUAGGAGAAUAUAUAAACUGUUGUUUAUUCAUACAGUGGAAUAUUAUGUAGUAGUUAAAAACAGCAACAUAAAUGAAUCUUAAUACGUGGUGAGUACAGGAAGCCCUACAUAAGGAAAUACAUACUUUUUGUAUUCACAUAUAACACCAGGAUAGGGGAACAUAACCUAUAGUGCAAGAAAUGAGAUAAGCCAUUCUUUUGAGGGCAGGAUUAGACAAAGAAAGAAUACAAGGGAACUUUCUAGAAUGAUAAAAAUAUUUUACAUCUUAAUAGGAUUAUGGAUUGAACUACACACUUUCUUUUUAAAUUUCAGCUUCUAGGAUCACAUGGUACAUUGUGUGAGUUUGUUACAUGUGAAUAUUUCCUGAUGCUGAGGUUUGUGGUAUGAUUGAUUCCAUCACCCAAGUAGUGAGCAUAGUACUGAAUAGGUAGUUUUUCAGUCCUUGCCCCACUCCUUUCCUCUCCUUUCUAGUAGUUCCCAGGGUCCAUUGUUCCAUUCUUUAUGUCCAUGUGUACCCGGUGUCUAGCUCCCAGUUAUAAGAGAGUACAUGUAGUAUUUGGUUUUUCUUUUCCUCAGUUAAUUUGCUUAGAGUAAUGGCCUCCAAUUGGAUGCUCCAACAUGGAUGCUCCAGUGGCAUCUGUGAUGCUUCAAAUGACAAGAUUUCAUUUUUUUUUAAUGGCUGUAUUCUAUGCUAAAACUAUAUGCUUUAGAUUUUUAUGGUUUACUAUAUAUGAAGUACUUCUCAAUAAAAAUAAUCUUUAGGAUUAUUAAGCUGUAUAGCUUAUAGGUAGUUCAUGUGUUGAAGAAACUACUACAUGUGAAUUUUUGUGCAUACCCACAUGUUUGUGUAGGAAUGAGCACAAACACAUAGGAACACCACAUAGCACAUGCAUGGUAACCAUGUUCCUUACAGGUCUGUUUGUUUGUGUUUCUUUUUCUCUUAGAUAAAGCCUUACCCUGUCACCCAGGCUGGAGUACAGUGCCACAAUCACAGCUCACUGCAGCCUUGACUUCCCGAGCUCAGGUGCUGCUCCCACCUCAGCCUCCCAAGUAGCUGGGCCCAUAAGCAUCGACCACCACACCCUGAUAAUUAUUUGUAUUUUUUGUAGAGAUGAAAUCUUGUCAUGUAGCCCAGGCUUAUCUAAAACUCCUGGGCUUGAACCAUCUCUGCCCGUCAUGGCCUUCCAAAGUGCUGGGUUUACAGUUAUGAGCCAAUGCACCCAGCUUGGCUUGUUUUUAAGUAUGAAAGAUAAUGAGAUAUAGGGUAGAUUGGACGUAUAAUGUCUUCUCAGAAACCAUGUUAAAGACCACUAUAUGAAAACAGCUGGGGAAUCCUCCGUUUCUUUGUCCAAAGUACUCCUCAAAUUGGCUUUACUGUCCCCUACCUACCCUCCCACAUUCUGGACUUUGCUCUGGACAUUCUCGCGAGCCAGAUCCUCAUUUAAAAUAAACCCAUUUGAAUUCACUGCUUAAAAAGGUAGAGUUCCCAUAAUGCCACAACAAAUCCAACUUGUGCAAAGGCAGUACUAAUUUUAAAACUCAAGUGUUAUGUCUGGUUUUUUCUUUUUUUUUAUUAACC
This is a messenger RNA of Callithrix jacchus (white-tufted-ear marmoset), 10257 nucleotides long. The record is from RefSeq and is a predicted model, not a curated record. NCBI's taxonomy places the organism in Eukaryota, Metazoa, Chordata, Mammalia, Primates, Cebidae.